AUGCGCUCGCGUGACCGACUUCAUCGAAUACUUAUUCUGAACGUCAUCCAGCAAAACAUAUCCCAGGCAUAUGUUAGCGGCAUGAAGGAAGACUUGUCGCUAUACGGGAAUGAGCUCAACUACUUUACGACGUGGUUCAGCGUCGGGUACUGCAUUAUGCUCAUCCCCUCGCAGAUUAUAAUGACCCACGUCCGUCCGAGUCUAUGGCUCCCCGGGCUCGAGAUUGUUUGGGGCGUUAUGACCGGCCUCAUCGCGACCUGUCACAACGCGAAGCAGAUAUACGCACUGCGCGCCUUUCUCGGUCUCUGUGAGUCGUCCGCCUGGCCGGGCAUGAUGGUGCGCUCGCGACCCCAAGGGUACACGCCGACAGAAUUGGCUAAGCGCAUGGGCUUCUACCACUCUUGUCAGGCCAUCGGAAGCAUGAUGUCCAACGCUCUGCAAACCGCCAUGCACGAGACUCUCGAUGGCAAGGCUGGCUUGGCCGGAUGGAGAUGGAUGUUCAUCAUCAACGCCAUCAUGACCGUCGUCGUCGGCCUCUUCGGCUUCUUCCUCAUCCCCGACUACCCCAACCGGCGCAACCCGCUCGCCUUCUGGUUCACCAAGGCGGACGCCGCGCUCGCGAUGGAGCGCCUCGAGCGCCAUAAUCGGGCGGAGCCGAAGAGGAUGGAUUUGAAGGCGAUUAAACGCACUUUCUCGAGCUGGAUGGUCUACUUCAUUACCAUCUUGUAUACCGCGACCGUGCUGGCAUCCUGGGGAUAUGCUUACUUCUCGCUCUGGCUGAAAAGCCUCAAGAACCCGGACGGUUCUCAGCGGUGGGACGUCGCGCACAUCAACGUCAUUCCGAUCGGAGGGUACGGCUCAUCCAGGUCUCCUACAUUUUGGAUCUGGGCCUUCCUCUCGGACUACUUCAAGAACCGUCACUGGCUCAUCGUGGCUCAGUCGGUCAUCGGACUCGUGCCCGCUAUCAUCAUGUCGGUGUGGAACGUCCCUGAUAGCGCGAAGUACUUCUCGUACUUCAUCAGCUACGUCCCCCUCGGCACCGCGCCGCUUAUCAUGAGUUGGUUGUCCGACCUCAUCCCCCAAGACCCUGAGCAGCGCGCACUGGUCGUCGGUGUCGCCAUCGCCAUCUACUACGCCAUUUCCGCCUGGUCCCAGGUCCUCAUCUGGCCCGCGAAGGAGGCGCCGCACUACUCCUUCGGCUGGCAGGUAUCGAUCGCGCUGUGGAUCCUGGUAAUCGGGAUGACUGUUGCGUUGAGGCAUAUCGACUUGCGGUAUUUGUUGUAA
Schizophyllum commune H4-8 is the source of this 1284-nucleotide messenger RNA. RefSeq names its product MFS general substrate transporter. The transcript has 14 exons. The coding region runs from base 1 to 1284 and encodes 427 amino acids. NCBI's taxonomy places the organism in Eukaryota, Fungi, Basidiomycota, Agaricomycetes, Agaricales, Schizophyllaceae. Gene Ontology annotation, molecular function: transmembrane transporter activity. The record is from RefSeq and is a predicted model, not a curated record. Gene Ontology annotation, biological process: transmembrane transport. Gene Ontology annotation, cellular component: membrane.